Messenger RNA from Marasmius oreades (fairy-ring Marasmius), 1071 nucleotides. RefSeq lists its product as uncharacterized. The record is from RefSeq and is a predicted model, not a curated record. The coding region runs from base 1 to 1071 and encodes 356 amino acids. The transcript has 5 exons. NCBI's taxonomy places the organism in Eukaryota, Fungi, Basidiomycota, Agaricomycetes, Agaricales, Marasmiaceae.
AUGCCUCAGGUCGCCAUUCCUCCCAUAGUCGUUGUCGCUGCCCUCGCCGUGUCUCUAGCUGUUGCGCAGAGCACGUUCCCCGCCACGCCCUUGGUUUCCAAGAGGUUUUCGUAUCCUACCGGCAUACCCUACAAAGCGGACACCGACGUCGGUCUCAUUCGAGGAGAACAAUCUGGAUACAACAUCUGUAAUUCAACCACGGAGGGCCAGAAUUCUCUUUGUCAAACAGGUUUCAUCAACGGCCUGGAUGACUUUUGCUUGUGGGCUCCUUCCAAGGCCAACUCUACGAUUGCCGACACCGAAGGAGAAGAAGUCGCUUGGUGUACUAAACCUGGUCGUGGAACUCGUUUGAUACCCAGUGGUGCUUUGCAAGGUGUACAGUUUAUGAAGACACCGGAUUACAUCCAGGUUGUGGGGUACUUGAAUCAGUCAUUGAUCAACAUGCAGGAUGGUGAUUUCGGAGGAGAACUGGACCCGCACGGUGCAGAUUUGCGUGGAAACCCGAUGGGGGGUCUCUUGUAUACGCAACAGUUCAACACUCCAAGCGGCCAGUGGACGCAGGUCAUUGAAUGGCACAACUUCAUGGGUGGUGAGCGCUUCUGCUUCAAAGCUUGUGACCCCGCAGGAGCCCACGCAGCCGACUUCUGCCAACACAUCUUCGAUCGUAUCGGGUGUGCCUACAAUGCUCCCAACAACGCCACUCAAGGAGUCUUCGAAUCUUGCCUAGGAGAUAACCAGGACUUCCCCGGAAUAUACACCGUGAACGGUCAGGUGAUGACCUACACUCAACCUCCUGAGGAGGCAGGACCUAUCCCGCCCCUUCCGUAUCAGCCUCGUGUUCCUCCCAGCUCGAGCUGUACCCAGUUCGAUAGCGCAAAGUUGUACCCAGUUCAGACCGCUACUUCUGCUACUUCGACAAAUAACCAACCGUCUGGAACACAGUCUGGAGCUGGUGGUUCGCAGGGUACGCAGGGUAGUAAUGGAGGUCGGCGUGCUGGUGUUAGUGAGCUGAUUGGAAUGACGAGCGUUUCAUUUGUUGGCGUUUUCUUCUCGAUGUUGUUCUUUUCAUAG